CGGAAGACCCGUCGGUUUCCGGUAUUGUGGGACAACAUGGCGGCCUUGUGUAGAGUCGUGUCGGGCCUCAGGUCUGGGGUCCGGUUGUCCUCUUGCCGGUUCUCAAGAAGCUCCUUCAGCUCGGACUCCGGCGGGACCUCCGAUAGCGAGAAGCCCGCCCCGGAUAAACCCAAAUCUGGCUUCGCUGCCGCCUUCGAGCAGCAGUCGGAGCUCCGGCGGGAGGCCGAGAGGUCAGCGCCCGGUCUUAGGGGCUCCUCCUCCGACCAGCCCGAGAGCUUCGCCUCGCUUCUCCGCCGUUCCCCGCUCAUCCAGAUGGGACCACCCAAGGACAAAGUGGUAGUCGGGAGGAUCUUCCACGUGGUCCAGGACGACCUGUACAUCGACUUCGGGGGGAAGUUCCAUUGCGUGUGUCGGCGGCCGGCGGAGGGAGGCGACAAGCUGCAGCGGGGAACCAGGGUCCGUCUGCGGCUGCAGGACAUGGAGCUCACCGCCCGCUUCCUGGGGGGCAAGACCGACACCACUCUGCUGGAGGCCCAGGCCGUACUGCUGGGCCCUAUGGAGGGACGGGAGGGACGGGAUGGACGGGAGGGACGGGAGUCCCAGAACCAAGAGACCGUUUGACUGCUGCUUGAGUAAAAUCUGCAGUUUCCUGAAUGGAGUCUGGCCUGAGGCUGGAGGAGUGACUGAUGUUCAGUUUAUAAACAGUUUGUUUGUUUAAAUGAGACUAAAUAUUGCAAUAAAAAUGUAAAUGUAAUUAAUCAGA
Molecule: messenger RNA, 763 nt
Organism: Mugil cephalus (flathead mullet)
Lineage: Eukaryota; Metazoa; Chordata; Actinopteri; Mugiliformes; Mugilidae
Gene: mrps28
Product: mitochondrial ribosomal protein S28
Exons: 1
Coding region: 37-621 (194 amino acids)
Cellular component (GO): mitochondrial small ribosomal subunit
Source: RefSeq, a predicted model, not a curated record